This is a messenger RNA of Penicillium egyptiacum, 1776 nucleotides long. The record is from the annotation of a GenBank genome assembly. Lineage: Eukaryota; Fungi; Ascomycota; Eurotiomycetes; Eurotiales; Aspergillaceae.
AUGUUUGAGACGAUCUCCGGCGUCGAGUCCCUAAAGAAGAACUACCGCAAAAUCGCCCGAAGACCCAACCUAGGUCUAGUUGAACAAACUUUCGUGUACAAAGCGAACGAUGCGGAUGAGCUUAUAUUCAAGAGAGAUGAUACCUGGUCCGCGUGCUUCGAGCGGUUACGCUCUUCUACGGAGAGAAAUGAGAAUGGCUUGGAAAUAUGCCUUGUUACCUCCGACACCACCAAUCUUGGUCGUGCGUUUUCCUUUAUUCACAGAAUCUUCCUUGUCGACCAUGAUAGUUUUCAACAAGCCUAUUCCGUGCCGAGUCAAAUGGUGAUCAGGAUUCUACAAAGCCAAUGGAAGUUAAGUGAUGAAACAAUGGCUAAAAUUACGGAAAGUGUAUGUGCAAAGGAGUUUUUUCUCCCAGCAUGGCAACCAAAGUUGCCAUCUCAUUGCAAAAAUGCGCAGCCAGAAGACUACGUCCAGGUGCCAUUGAAGUUUGUGUUCGAAUGGAUUAAUGCUCCGUACUACGGGACCGACCUUUCAGUUUAUGUGUUUCGACCAUAUGGAAAACAUCCUCAAGUAAAGACUUUGGAUGUUAUUCUAACUUCGAUGCAAUACGAGCACAUUCGGCGGGCGAUUGUGGUUGUGAACUCCCACGACACCCUAACGGAGCUACGCGACUUGCUCCCCCAAGUCUUGCAGCAUGAUGUUUCCGGCCUUCCGUAUAUCAUGCGGCUCUUCCGAGAUGUAUGCGCUAAGACCACCGAUGAGCUCGUCACUUUUCUAACAAAGGCAUGCGACGAUAUCAAUUAUAUUGUUUACGAAGGACGGCUUCGGCCGUCUGGAAGCAAGAUGCAAUAUCUUCGGCAUCUAGACGACUGCCACCGCAUCGCCAAGGACUGCUGUCGAAAAAACCGACGUACCCUUCAAGUGCUGCUCGACCAAGUUGACUUGAUUGAAGGGCCACGCACUGAUGACGAGACAAACCUGAUCAACGAGCUUGAAAUGGUGACGAAUGAUCUAAAUUACCUGCAUGAUGAGAUUGAUUCCUCGUUGCAAAGACUACCAGUUGUAUGCCGAGACGUUCGCGAGCAAUUGGAUUUUGUCCAAAUACGUCGAACAAACAUCUUGGGGAUUCUCGCCGGACUAUACUUGCCACUUUCGUUUGUUACCAGCUUUCUAGGUAUGAAUCUCAACCAAUUCACGCGACCUCAACCAUCUUGGCGCAAUGCCACCCGGAUUGAUCCAACCAAUCCGGAAAACAUCACCAUUUCCCAUUCCAAGAUUGUGAAUUCCGGAGCUAAUCAAGCAUGGUCUUUGCAAACCUUCUUCGUGACUGCGGUGCCACUUAUGUUUGGUACAAUACUUGCACCCCUUGUCAUUGGAAGAGUCAUUCGAGUAUUCCUGCGAGCGCUUGGACGCGGAAGAACUUGGUGGCGUCUUCUGUUGGCCUUUUUUGUUAUCGUUUAUUGCACCGUUGCGGCCAUAUUAUGUUCAGAAUACCAUUCGGCGGAAGCGUGGAUGCUUCUGCCAUUGUUUUUUUUCAAUAUCUUCCAUUGGUCCUUUUUUGUCAUGAGGGAUAGAAAAGAUCGACUUUGUCUGAUCUACUGGCUCGUGACCAUCGCCUGGGUGCUAAUGAUUGUAUAUUAUGUGGUGAAUGUUGUUGCUUUGGGGGUCAUGGGGCCAUUUUACAGCAUUUCUCUUUUUGUUGUCUGGUGGUUGAGGCCAGAUUUCUAUUACAUAUGGGAUCAAGGAAGAAGACCGAAAGGGAAGUGGGCUUGGUAA